Molecule: messenger RNA, 2544 nt
Organism: Vitrella brassicaformis
Lineage: Eukaryota; Vitrellaceae
Source: the annotation of a GenBank genome assembly
AUGGCCAAUAGAAACCCAGGCUUCGGCCCCGCUAUCCGCAGGAGAUCGUCGCUCGGCGCGAGAGGCAUCACUCAGGGAAUUAGGUAAGCCGGAAACCAUGCAGCUGUCUGCUGUUCCACGGCUAUUCCCCUUCCCUCCCUCUCUCCCUCCUUCCCUUGUCUGUGUCAGUUUCUUCGUGUCUCGUCUCGUGCCGUCGUCCAAUCUUUCCCUCCUCUACUGCUCUCUCCUGUUUGUGCUCCUCGGCACGUCAAUGGCGAUCCAGGCGAGAGGGAUUGCUGCCGUGGUCACCGUUCCCUCUCCUAUUGUGGCCUUCACUUGCGGCCUGCUGGUGCUGACCCUUCUGCUGUGGCCGCCUGGGAGGAUGUCGGGCCUCCCUUGUUGCGUGCUGAGCUGGUGUGGCUAUGUCAAGCUUCUGGGAACGAUGGCCUUGCUGACGGUGGGCUGCGCGAUGCGGCUGAUCAAGAGGAGCAAUCAGGUAAGUCUGAGACUGGUUCUCACGGACGAAGCACGCUGUCUCCAUUUCUCCCUUUGUGUGGCGGUGUAGGCUUGUGGUGUGAGCUGGCCGCCGCCUGCAUGGACGGUGGAGAACAUGCGGGAGACGCUGAGGGGCUGGGAUGUCGCGGCCUACACUUUCUACGUGAGAGACAUCAUCCUCUGGACCCUCAUAUCGUCCGAGAGCGGUCUGGGAACAGCUGCGCUGCUCUUCCAAGAGGCCGAAAACACCCCAAAGCAGCGCCUCGAGUUGAGCUCUCUAGCCACGCUCAGCAGCUGGCUCUUCCUGCCUGUCCCCGUGUGCCUUCUGGCUCUCGCAAGCCUGAUGGACGAGGGAUGCGAUAAGGGGAAAGUGGCUCACGCAGGGGAGAAUGGAGCUAUAUUUCUCAGUGACGUGCUGGAGUCUUCCCUGACGAGCCGACAUGUAAGCGCCUUGAGAGUCCAAGCUCUGAGGAGAGACUACUCGGAUGUGUGUGUACAUCGCCUUCUAGAGCGGUCUUGUGAGGGCAUGGGUGGGCGCAAUGGCAUUGACGUCAUUCCUGACGACAGCCCUCGUCAUGAGACACUUCCAGACUUCACCAGGUACACCAAUGCCGAGGAUACUGAGACAAGAGAAGUGUCGAUCCACCAUUUUUUUGUGUGUGUGUGUUGGCUGCAGGCGGCUUCAGCGCCACAGUCGUGCUGGCACUGGUCCCCUUGAUUGGCGUGGCAUUCAGCGAAGAGGACCUGAUGCUGUUCCACAAGUUGCUGGCCAUCCCCCUCCUGUGUCUCACGGUGCUGACCAUGCUCAUCUGGUCAAAAAGAAUACGGUCAGUGCACAGAACAAAGAUGCCUCAGUGCAGCGAUACAUACAAUCAUGUCUUCCUUGUCUCCUCUGUGUCUCAGUGAGAACUUGGAGUGGGAUUGUCAGCCCAAAGACCUGCCGGCCAUCAACCUCAUCGAAUGCGACGGCAACGUCAAGUCACUGGUGGCCCCAAGGAUCCCAUCACCUCGCAUGGAGCACCCCUUUUACCCCCACACCGCCGAGGCACCUGCAGCGCCCUCAACCCCUUCAUCAUCAGACGAGGCGGGGUCAGCCAGCGAGGACGAGCCGAGCGUUGUCAAGGAUGCUUCGUUGGACACCACGAGACAGCGGGCUGUGCUGUUCCUGCCUCUAGGUGCCAACAAGGAAACCGCGCUGACUCUGCCGACGGCCGACGUCAGCCCGCAAGAACGAGAAAGCAAUCCUGUCGAAGCACGCGUCAGCCCUUUCCUGCCGUCUCUGUCUUUGCCACUGAUGGGGCCACCAGGCAAUGGCGAGACAUCAUCGGAAUCAGCAGCAGCAGCAGCAGGGGCCCCUCCCCCCUCCCUCCUCGCCCCCCGGAUCGCCCUCAGCGGCACCUUUGCCACCCUUGCUGACGUGCCGACCGACUCUCCCACGCUGCGAAGGACGCUCAGUCAUCCACUGAGUGCUUUAAAUGACGAAGAGGGGUCCCCAUCGAUGAGAAGGCGACACCCCGCAGCUGCCAACGCGCGUGCGGCCCGCCUGCGGCUUCCCACCACUCAUCUGUCUGUACAGCUCUUCCAAGACAAGUACGCCUCGGCUAUGCUCAAGAAGAGAAUCGCCAGCGGUAUGGACGAGAAGAGGCCGCAGUCAGCUGAGCAGCGGCAGGAGGGGGAGAUGGGGGCUGGAAUGCCACCAGCCGCAUCGGCCAAGAGAAGGCCCGUGCGGACACGGACGGCGCCGGCGCGGUCGCCGGUGGGCUUUCUGGCGAGGAUGCUGACGAACGAUGCUGACGAGACAUGAGAGUUGUGGCGGGGCGUCGUGUUAUGCGUUUUGCUGUGCUGUGGUGUGUGUGUGCCCUGUCUGUCGGUUUUGUGCCUCUCUGUUUGCUGCCUGCGUCCUACUUUGGGGGCUGCAGGCGUCCAUCUUUGUGGAAUGGGUCGUUGACGAUCGUCCGUGAUUGGACUUUUUGACGCUUCAUCCACUCGAUUGAUGUGCCAGACGACAGACGUCCGUCCAUCCAUCCACACAUUGACCACCCGUGAAGCAGCCAUGCAGGCGACAGCACC